Mesocestoides corti is the source of this 696-nucleotide messenger RNA. NCBI's taxonomy places the organism in Eukaryota, Metazoa, Platyhelminthes, Cestoda, Cyclophyllidea, Mesocestoididae. The record is from the annotation of a GenBank genome assembly.
AUGGGGAAUCUCGCUGAAGCUGCUGGAAGACUCCGCAACAACCCAGAGCCUCAAAGGAUUGUGAUGCUUGGUCUUGAUGCUGCAGGUAAAUCGACCAUUCUGUGCAGCAUGAACUUGGGUGACAAUGCCACAGUGAAACCUACAAUUGGGUUCAAUGUUGAAGUGGUCCAUAUACCCGGAACAAAGGUGUCUUUUGUCGUAUGGGACCUUGGAGGGCAGGAAUCUCUUCGCCUAAUUUGGCGUCAAUACCUUCAGGGUAUCGCUGGACUCGUUUUUGUUGUUGACUCGGCUGACUUGAAGAGAAUGCAGGAAGCUCGUACUUGCCUACAGGCCCUUAUUCGAGACCCGAAUCUGGCAGGUGUACCAAUUGCUUUGGCAGCAAAUAAACAGGACCUUUCGGAGGCUCUGCCUGUUAAGGAUAUUGAGGAGCUUCUCGGUUUACGAAGCCUCUCCACCAUUCGUAAUCCCUACAUUAUAAGACCAACAAUUGCAUUGAGUGGAGAAGGCGUCAGUGAGCUGUUUGUCGACUUUGAAAAGUUUGUCAGGGUACAGAAUAAGCGCUGGGCAGCAUAUAACAGACGGAAUUCCAUCGGAAGUUCUGCUUCCGAUGAAUCAGGUCUUCGGGGAAGUUGGAAAGCCCGAUUGCACUCACAUGUUCCGCACAUAUUUCGACGUAGUGGUGAGACGUCCGUUUGA